This is a messenger RNA of Lingula anatina, 2597 nucleotides long. Its product is annotated as 28S rRNA (cytosine-C(5))-methyltransferase. Gene Ontology annotation, biological process: rRNA base methylation. Gene Ontology annotation, molecular function: RNA methyltransferase activity. Lineage: Eukaryota; Metazoa; Brachiopoda; Lingulata; Lingulida; Lingulidae. The record is from RefSeq and is a predicted model, not a curated record. Gene Ontology annotation, cellular component: nucleolus.
UAUACUGAAUGGGGCUGUACCAAGAAGCUGCAGGUAUUAUACAGCAGGUACGAGACAAGAGAGGGACGGUGAAGUCAUUGGUACUUUCUCACAGGCGGGUAAAGAAUACCAAGCAGUUGUAUGCCUUGGUCUGUGAGACUCUCAAGUACAGUGAUGUAUUAGACCAAGUCAUCGAUGCUGUACAGCUAUGUAAACUGGAGAAGACUUUACAGCGACGGCCACUAGCCCAAGUUGUGGUGUACGAUUUAUUGAUAGGAAAAGGGUUGAAAAGUGAUGGAAAUUUGAAGGCUGCAGUGUGGAAACAUAAGGCUGCCCUCAGUGCUGAGUUGGCUAGGCUAAAGGUUCGAGCUAAAGUUGCAAGCAAUGAAGGUCUUCUUCCUGAACAUGUGAGAAAGGAAGUCCCACUGCCGAGAUAUGUGAGGGUAAAUCUCCUGAAGACCAAUGUGGAAGAUGUCAUUGGACACUAUGAGUCUGAAGGAUAUACAUUUGACCAGUGCAGCAACAACUAUAACAGCUAUGAGGAGUACUUACCCUCUGUAAAAUCCCUAAUGGGAAAACAUUUCUUAAAAGACUUCCAUCUUCCUGAUGUCCUUGUGUUUCCACCAGGCAAAGAUUUCCACCAACACCCCCUGUAUACUGACGGCAGCAUUAUACUGCAGGACAAGGCCAGUUGCAUACCAGCUCACAUCUUGUCCCCCCUGCCAGGAAGUCAUGUGAUCGACUGUUGUGCUGCCCCCGGCAACAAGACCUCCCAGCUGGCUGCUGGCAUGAAAAAUGAAGGGAAGUUGCAUGCAUUUGACAAAGAUGGUGCAAGGUUCAAAAUUCUUAAAUCCAUGUUGGCCAAGGCUGGGGUACAGUGUGCCCAUCUUCACCACCAGGACUUCCUGAAGGUGUCACCACUAGACAAGACAUACCAGGAUGUGGAAUUUGUACUUGUUGACCCUUCUUGUAGCGGAUCAGGUAUAGUCAGCAGACUUAACUCCAUCACAGAUAAAGAAGAUUCCACACUAACCCAGCGCCUAGGCAGUCUUGCCAGUUUCCAAGCCUCCAUAUUGAAACAUGCUCUCUCUUUCCCAAACGUCAGGCGUGUAGUGUAUUCCACCUGUUCUACUCAUAGAGAAGAAAACGAGGAAGUGGUUCAAAGAGUUCUUCUAGAGACUGGUGGUCAGUUUCACUUGACCCGUGCUCUUCCAAACUGGACACACAGGGGCCUGGGGGACUUUGAAUUUGGACAUUUGUGCCUCAGGGCCUCCGCACAGCAAGACUAUACUAAUGGCUUCUUUGUGGCUUGUCUUGAACGUUGCCUUGGUGACAAGGAGUGUCUUGACUGUUACCAUGGUGAUGGAGAUGAUAAGGCUCAGGCAAAUCAAGGAAAUUUGAAUUCAAUGAAUACAAAUGUGAAAAGGAAACAAAACCCAGAAGAGGUUGUGCCACAUAUUUACGAGAGGAACUCUGACAAGAAAAAUUGUUAUCAAUUUUCCACAAAGGUUGUGUAUAACAGUGGCGCCAUGGGUGAAUUAUCCACCAGUAAAAAGUCAAAAAAAAGGAGAAAACUAAAUGAUGAUUGCAAAAAGGCUGAAGAAAAGUUACAGAAUUCUGUUUUUGAGAGCAAAGAAAGAAAUGACUCUGUACCAGGGAGCCAAAAUACAUUUUUGCUGAAAUCAAAAAAAUCCUGCCACAAAAAGAGGAAAAGGAGAAAGACUAAGAAACCUAUUGUUUGAUUAUGAAUACGUUAAUUAUUGGUAACUGAUUGCCAUACUGAUAUACUAUUAUAUCAAUUUUCUGUUUCCCUAACCCACUGAAUACUAGUACGAAUUUAAAAUUUUGUUUUGGACGACAAUGACAGUGACAUACAAAUAUGAAAAAUAAAUAUAUAAAAAGACCAUUUUAAUCAUGAUAUUUAUUUCAUACUUAACAAUAAAUUGUAACAAAACUAGUAUUUAGCAAUAAGCCAUCUGCAGUUACACAAUCAUAUAUUUCUGGUAUUGAGACAAAACGCACCAUACUUUCCUGUAUCUGUGCAGACAUAGGAUUACAUUAGCCUUUUAUAAAUGCAGACCUGUCAGAAGUUUCAUUCAUCUAAUCCUGUAUGAAAUAAAAUCUCUCAACACUUUUCGCAUCCUUGUAAUACACUGUUCAUGAUUUGGUUCCUCUUUCCCAGGAACUUAACUUAUAUUUCAACUUUUUUCCUCGUGAAGGAUCACAACAUUUGUAUUACCACAGUAAUAAAACAACGUCACGGCAGAGCCAUUAACUAUUUUAAACAGUUUUUAAGAGGCGUUACUUUAUAUAUACACAUAUAAAGGCUAGGAUGGGCCCAAGGGGUGGGGCAUCCUCCAUAUAUAUAUAUAUAUAUAUAUAUAUAUAUAUAUAUAUAUAUAUAUAUAUAUAUAUAUGUAUGUAUGUAUGUAUGUAUAUGCCCCCCUUCUCCAAAUUUAAUAAUACUGGGCCCACCAGUCCUUAGGUAUUCCCUACUUUACAACUAAAGCUUAAUUAAAAAUACAAAAUUAUAAUACACACAUAUACACGUACAAAGGACUACUUGCAAUGGGUUAUAUAUAUACCAGGGGGUAUCCACAUAGUCCAAGUGUUUAGCA